Messenger RNA from Penaeus vannamei (Pacific white shrimp), 345 nucleotides. The record is from RefSeq and is a predicted model, not a curated record. Lineage: Eukaryota; Metazoa; Arthropoda; Malacostraca; Decapoda; Penaeidae.
AUGCUCAUCUCGUGCGCGGGCGCGAGCACGCUGGAGCAGGCCCUGCGCGGCCAGAGGUGGAACGAGGCCAAGGCGGUGGACGUCGCCGUGCAAUUGUGCCGCCGUGUGGACGAGAUCCACGCCAAGGGCCUCAUCCACAACGACCUGAAGGCCGACAACGUCAUGCUGGACAAGGCGCUCGGCGUCUCCGUCAUCGACUUCGGCACGGCCACGCCCGAGGGCGGCGUCGUCGGCUACCAAACCGACGGCACCUUCAGGGGCGAGUGGCUGGCGCCGGAGCUUCUGAUCGGAGGAGCCAGCACCCGCGCCUCCGACGCCUACUCUGUCGGCUUCCUGCUUCGCUAG